Messenger RNA from Trichoplusia ni (cabbage looper), 3533 nucleotides. RefSeq names its product DNA polymerase delta catalytic subunit (gene PolD1). Gene Ontology annotation, biological process: DNA-templated DNA replication; nucleotide-excision repair, DNA gap filling; base-excision repair, gap-filling. Bases 194 to 3445 code for a protein of 1083 amino acids. The transcript has 2 exons. Gene Ontology annotation, cellular component: delta DNA polymerase complex. NCBI's taxonomy places the organism in Eukaryota, Metazoa, Arthropoda, Insecta, Lepidoptera, Noctuidae. Gene Ontology annotation, molecular function: DNA binding; 3'-5'-DNA exonuclease activity; DNA-directed DNA polymerase activity. The record is from RefSeq and is a predicted model, not a curated record.
AGUUAUGUCACUUUGAUUUUGACGUAAACCAACGGUUUGAGUUUGUUCAGUUUGUUUCACACACAGCUGAAAAGUUAAAAAAUUGCUAAAAGUGGAAAUAUUAAAAUUUUUCCGUUCUAGAAGUGAACUAAGCAUUUGGCGGGAAAUUGCCGGUUGUCAAUAGAAAACAAAACUUCUAUAUUAAUCAUAAAUAAUGGACAAAAAGAAACAAUUUAAAGGGCCGCCACCAAAGAGAUUUAAGUCAGGCGAUGACGACGAUGACAAUGAUGUGCCAUGUAGUUUUGAAGAGCAGCUUGCCACUAUGGAUUCCGGUGAGUUUGACUCACAAGAAGUGUUUGGUGAAGGACCUGAGAAUAUUUCUACCAAUAUGAAAUGGUCAAGACCACCGCCACCACCAUUGGAUCCGAAGAAAGAUAAGUUGGUUUUUCAACAGUUAGAUAUAGAUCACUAUAAUGGACAGCCAAUGCAAGGAAUGCCAGGCUCACAGCUCGCGCCAGUCCCUAUCAUGAGAAUGUAUGGUAUCACUCAAGAUGGAAACUCAGUUUGCUGCCAUGUCCAUGGAUUCACACCUUAUUUUUAUGUUACUGUCCCUGUAAGUUUCACUGAAUCAUCUUGUAAUCAACUUAAAUCUAAUUUAAAUACAGCUAUUUUGGAAGAUUUGCGUUCCAACAAAGAUAACAUAAAAGAGACUGCUUUAGAAGUUCGCUUAGUCAAAGCAAAAUCUAUUAUGUAUUAUAAAGGGGAUGAUGACAUAACUUUUGCCAGAGUAUCAGUAGCAUUACCUAAAUUAAUUGCAGCAGCUAAAAGGCUUAUUGAAAGACAGCCUACGUCUUUUGGAUUGAUGGACCCAUACUUUUAUGAAAGCAAUAUAGAUUUCGAUAUCAGGUUCAUGGUAGAUACAUCAGUCGUUGGCUGCAGUUGGAUUGAGCUUCCAGCUGGUAAAUGGUCAAUAAGAUCCAAGGAUACACAAGUAAAACCAGAAUCUAGAUGUCAAAUUGAAGUAGACAUAGCUUGGAAUGCAUUCAUUGCCCAUCAACCUGAAGGAGAAUGGUCUGCAGUAGCUCCUAUAAGAAUAUUGAGUUUUGAUAUUGAAUGUGCUGGACGGAAAGGAGUUUUCCCAGAACCUCAACAUGACCCAGUCAUUCAAAUUGCAUCAAUGGUUAUAAGACAAGGUGAACCCGAGCCAUACAUAAGAAAUGUCUUCACUUUAAAUACUUGUGCACCCAUAGUGGGUUCUCAAGUCCUCAGUUUCCAGUCAGAAUCUGAAAUGCUUGCCAAAUGGUCUGAUUUCUUUCGUGAACUUGACCCUGACAUUAUUACUGGAUAUAAUAUCAAUAACUUUGAUUGGCCAUAUCUAAUAAACAGGGCAAAACAUCUAAAAGUACAGAACUUUGACUUUUUAGGUAGAAUCAGAAAUAUCAGGUCUGUUAUUAAAGAUUCAAUACUGCAGUCUAAGCAAAUGGGUAGGAGAGAAAACAAAAGUAUUAAUUUUGAGGGCAGAGUGCCAUUUGAUCUAUUGCUUGUUUUAGUUAGGGAUUAUAAACUGAGAUCAUACACCCUAAAUGCUGUAAGUUACCACUUCUUACAAGAGCAGAAGGAGGAUGUCCAUCACAGUAUCAUUGGAGACCUUCAAAAUGAAAGUGAACAAACCAGAAGGAGGUUGGCUAUGUAUUGUUUGAAAGAUGCAUAUUUACCUCUGAAACUUCUUAACAAGCUGAUGUGCAUUAUUAAUUACAUGGAAAUGGCAAGGGUAACCGGUGUACCUUUGCUUUGCCUGCUCACAAGGGGGCAACAAAUUAAAGUAGUCAGUCAACUGCUAAGGAAAGCUAAAGAAGCUGGGUACCUAAUGCCUGCUUAUCAUGGCCAGGGCUCUGAUGAACAGUUUGAGGGUGCAACAGUUAUUGAACCGAAAAAAGGAUAUUAUGCUGAUCCUAUUUCCACAUUGGAUUUUGCUUCUCUGUAUCCUAGCAUCAUGAUGGCUCAUAACUUGUGUUAUACAACAUUAAUCCAACCUAAUAAACCAAAUAAAAUUCCCUUGAGCAAUGAUGAUAUAACUACAACACCUACUAAAAACGUGUUCGUGAAGGCGAGUGUUAGGAAGGGACUCUUACCUGAAAUUUUGGAGUCACUGCUUGCUGCAAGAAAAAAGGCAAAGGCAGAUUUGAAAAAUGAGAAAGAUCCCUUCAAAAGGUCUGUUCUUGAUGGCAGACAGCUAGCUUUAAAGAUUAGUGCUAAUUCUGUGUAUGGGUUUACAGGAGCACAAGUUGGUAAGCUGCCUUGUUUAGAAAUCUCAGGUAGUGUUACAGCUUAUGGUCGAACCAUGAUAGAAUUUACAAAAAAUGAAGUAGAAAAGAAAUUUACUAAGGCUAAUGGUUACAAAGAAGAUGCAAUGGUUAUUUAUGGUGACACUGAUUCUGUCAUGGUUAAAUUUGGUGUCAAGACUCUUGAGGAAAGUAUGGAAUUAGGUAGAGAAGCAGCAGACUUUGUGACUGAAAAAUUUGUAAAACCCAUCAAGUUAGAAUUCGAGAAAGUAUACUAUCCAUACUUACUGAUUAAUAAGAAGAGGUAUGCUGGUCUCUAUUUUACCAGACCAGAUAAAUAUGAUAAGAUGGACUGCAAAGGUAUUGAAACAGUCAGGAGAGAUAACUGUCCUCUUGUAUCAAACAUGAUGAGUACUUGUCUACAAAAGUUACUUAUUGAUAGAGAUCCAGAUGGUGCUGUUAAUUAUGCUAAACAAAUUAUAUCAGACUUAUUGUGUAAUAGGAUAGAUAUAUCUCAACUUGUAAUAACAAAAGAACUUACGAAACAUGACUAUGCUGCCAAGCAGGCUCAUGUUGAGUUAGCCAAUAAAAUGAAAAAGCGAGAUGCCGGUACUGCUCCGAAACUUGGUGACAGAGUCCCAUAUGUUAUAUGUUGUGCAACUAAAAACACGCCAGCGUAUAUGAAAGCAGAAGACCCUAUAUAUGUACUGGAAAACAGUGUACCAAUAGAUGCUAAUCAUUACAUGGAAAAUCAGCUAUCAAAGCCUCUGUUACGAAUUUUUGAACCAAUUUUGGGUGAAAAAGCUGAAUCUCUACUUUUAAAGGGAGAACACACAAGAACUAAAGCCAUGGUAACUUCUAAAGUGGGUGCUUUAGCUGCUUUCACGAAGAAAAAGGAGAAAUGUAUUGGUUGCAAAUCUGUUCUGCCUAAUGAUAAUGCGUUGUGUAGUCAUUGUUUACCUAAAGAAAGGCAGAUAUACAUUUCAGAGGUAUCAAAAGUACGGCAGCUUCAGGAAAAGUUUUCUCGCCUUUGGACAGAAUGUCAGCGUUGCCAAGGAAGUCUUCAUGAAGAAGUUCUUUGCACAAACAGAGACUGUACAAUUUUCUACAUGAGAAAAAAAACAGGAAUUGAAUUAGACGCUCAAGAAAAAACUGUUUUGAGAUUUGGAGAACCAAUAUGGUAAUAAUGUUGAAAUUUGGUGAUAAUUAUGUUAUACUAUGUAAUAAAUAAGAUUGUGUUAUCUUUUUUAAUUAAAGACAAGUAUUCUUUUA